AUGAGGAUCAAAUUCCCUCUGAUGGCCAUUGGCCUGGAGGUUGCCAUGAUUGUUUUAUAUGGACUAUUUGUUGAGUAUGAAACGGAUCAGAGCAUUCAGCAGUUCAACAUCUCCAAGCAAGUACACAUGGAAAAAUUCCUUGAUUUAUAUCCUUUGUUCCAAGAUGUCCACGUUAUGAUAUUCGUUGGAUUUGGCUUCCUCAUGACAUUCUUGAAGAAAUAUGGCUUCAGCAGUGUGGGCAUCAACUUAUUGAUUGCUGCUCUGGGCCUCCAAUGGGGCACAAUUGCUCAGGGCAUCCUGCACAGCCAUGGACAGAAAGUUCACAUUGGAAUAAAAAACAUGAUAAAUGCAGACUUCAGCACAGCUACAGUUUUGAUUUCUUUUGGAGCUGUCCUGGGAAAAAUAAGCCCAAUCCAAAUGUUGAUCAUGACCAUUAUUGAAAUUGCUGUCUUUGCUGGCAACGAAUAUCUUGUUGGUGAGAUAUUCAAGGCCUCUGAUAUUGGGGCAUCGAUGACGAUCCAUGCCUUUGGUGCCUACUUUGGCUUGACCGUAGCACGCAUCUUAUACAGACCUGGCCUGAGAGGAGGGCAUGAUAAUGAAGAAUCUGUGUACCACUCAGACUUGUUUGCAAUGAUUGGCACUCUUUUCCUCUGGAUAUUUUGGCCCAGUUUUAAUUCUGCCAUUGCUGAAGCCGGGGACAAGCAGUACCUGGCCAUCGUAAACACCUACUUGUCUCUCGCAGCCUGUGUGCUCACAAGCUAUGCGUUCUCCAGCCUUGUUGAGCAUGGAGGGAAGCUUGAUAUGGUUCACAUUCAGAAUGCCACCCUUGCUGGAGGAGUUGCUGUGGGCACUUGUGCAGACAUGGCAAUUAAACCAUAUGGCUCAAUGAUCAUUGGUAGCAUUGCAGGAAUUGUCUCUGUGAUUGGGUUUAAGUUCCUGACUCCACUUGUUGCUACUAAACUAAGGAUUCAAGACACAUGUGGGGUCCAUAACCUGCACGGUUUGCCUGGAGUGAUAGGAGGUCUUGCAAGCAUUGUGGCUAUCGCCAUGGGAGCAUCUAGCACGUCUACCAUGGUCAAUCAGGCUUUUGCACUGGGUGCUUCUAUCGGAACAGCAAUUGUUGGAGGGCUGAUUACAGGUGUAAUUCUUUUAUUACCUCUCUGGGAGCAGCCUUCUGACUGGGACUGCUACAAUGACUCUGUUUAUUGGGAGUUUCCUAGGUUGAGAGACCAUGACAAUCGCUUCCAUGAAUAUCACAACCAUCUGGAACAUGAAAUAUAA
Messenger RNA from Chrysochloris asiatica (Cape golden mole), 1281 nucleotides. RefSeq names its product Rh-associated glycoprotein (gene RHAG). Gene Ontology annotation, biological process: ammonium homeostasis; ammonium transmembrane transport. The transcript is spliced from 10 exons. Gene Ontology annotation, molecular function: ammonium channel activity. Gene Ontology annotation, cellular component: plasma membrane. NCBI's taxonomy places the organism in Eukaryota, Metazoa, Chordata, Mammalia, Afrosoricida, Chrysochloridae. The record is from RefSeq and is a predicted model, not a curated record. Bases 1 to 1281 code for a protein of 426 amino acids.